AUGGUGGUCCUCACCAAGUGCGAGCUGGAGCAGAUCGCGCUGCCGGCCGUGCAGCUUGCCGCCCCCCCGCUGGCCUUGGUGCCGGAGGUCGACCUGUCCGCGGUGGAGGCGUCCGACGCCGCCCGGUCGGCGGCCGCGCGCGCGGUGGCCAAGGCGUGCGAGGACCACGGGUUCUUCAAGGUGACGGGCCACGGCGUGCUGGCGCCGCUCCUGGCGCGCCUCGACGCCGCGGCCGCCGCGUUCUUCGCUCUCCCGCAGCGGGACAAGGACAAGGCCGCCGCAGGCGCAGGCGGCGGAAGCCCGCCGUUCGGGUACGCCAGCAAGCGGAUUGGCGGCAACGGCGAUCUCGGCUGGAUCGAGUACCUCCUGCUUGGCGUCACCGCCGCGGGCGCCGCCGCCGCACCAGUGGCGUUGUCCGAGGGCGCGGACUCAUCCUGUUUCCGUGAUGUUUUGGACGAGUACAUCGCGGCGGUGCGACGCAUGACGUGCACGGUGCUGGAGCUGGUGGCGCAAGGUCUGGGCCUGGACGACGAGGGCGUGUUCAGCAGGCUGGUGCUGGACCGGGACAGCGACUCGCUGCUGAGGGUGAACCACUACCCGGCGCGGCCCGAGGCCGCCGGCGAGCCGGCGGAGGUGAGGAGGCGGCUGACGGGGUUCGGCGAGCACACGGACCCGCAGAUCAUCUCCGUGCUCCGCUCCAACGACGCGGCCGGGCUGGAGAUGUCGCUGCGGGACGGCACCUGGGUCUCCGUGCCCUCCGACACCCGGUCCUUCUUCGUCAAUGUCGGCGACGCAUUGCAGGUGCUGACCAACGGACGGUUCCGGAGCGUGCGGCACCGGGUGAUGGUGAGCAGCGCGCGGCCGCGGGUGUCGGUCAUCUUCUUCGGCGGGCCGCCACCGCGCCAGCGCCUGGCGCCGCUGCCGGGGCUGGUGGACCGGGAGGGCGGCCGCCGUCGGUACAGGGAGUUCACGUGGAGGGAGUACAAGACCUCCGCGUACCGGACCAAGCUCGCCGACAACAGGCUCUGCUACUUCGAGACCACGGCGACCGCGGCGACGAGCUAG
Messenger RNA from Miscanthus lutarioriparius, 1065 nucleotides. NCBI's taxonomy places the organism in Eukaryota, Viridiplantae, Streptophyta, Magnoliopsida, Poales, Poaceae. The record is from the annotation of a GenBank genome assembly.